Molecule: messenger RNA, 1685 nt
Organism: Rubroshorea leprosula
Lineage: Eukaryota; Viridiplantae; Streptophyta; Magnoliopsida; Malvales; Dipterocarpaceae
Source: the annotation of a GenBank genome assembly
CGCCGCUGUUGUUAAACGUCGCCGAAUCAGCGGACUAAACGGCGUGAAAUUUUGGCUCUAUCUCUCUCUCUCUCUGUCUUCUCCAGAACUCCCCGUCGCCGGCUCCGGUGCUCGGUUCAGGUAUGCUCUCCAAAACUCAAAUCAUCUCCUUUUACAUUCAAUACCUGAAAUCCACCGUUUGCCCUCGCACAAACCCUUAUCUUAGCCUCCAGAUCAGACCCAUUUCGAGCCUCAAAGUAGUUUGGCGAAAGGAUCUGAAGCUAGACGAAGCCAUUCAGAAUGAUAAGAAAUACAAGCUCUGCGCCCGGGUUGUGAAGGAGGUUCUUAAUGAACCGGGUCAUGUAAUCCCACUUCGAUACCUCGAGAAAAGGCGGGAGAGAUUGCGCCUCAAUGUGAAAGUCAAGACCUUUAUUGACAAAAACCCUGGUCUUUUUGAUACUUACUAUGAUCGUAUCCGACCCAAAUCCGAUCUUGUGCCGUUCUUGCGACCCAGCAUUAGGCUUCGAAAUUUUCUUGAAGAAGAGCAAAGGAUUUAUGCAGAAAAUGAACCCUUAAUCGUUUCAAAACUUUGCAAAUUGUUGAUGAUGUCGAAAAAUAAGGUUCUCAGUGUUGAUAAAUUGGUUCAUGUGAAGAGAGAAUUCGGGUUUCCGAAUGAUUUUUUGGUCAAUUUGGUGCCUAAGCACUCAAAUUACUUUAGGUUAACUGGGUUUCCCCGAGAGGGGAAAUCAUUUCUGGAGUUGGUUGAGUGGAAUCCAGAGUUUGCCAAAUCAGUAAUUGAAUGGACAGCUGAAGAGGAAUAUAGGUUAACUGGGAUUCGGGUUAGGCCUAAUUUUCACUAUAAUCUACCACGCGGGUUUUUACUUAGGAAGGAAAUGAGGGAGUGGGUUAGGGAUUGGUUAGAGAUGGAUUAUAUUUCUCCUUAUGAAGAUGUGUCACAUUUACACCAAGCUUCGCGUGAAAUGGAGAAGAGGACAGUAGGGGUUUUCCAUGAGUUGCUUUCUAUUUCACUACUUAAGAGGGUUCCGGUGCCAAUAUUGGGGAAGUUUACUGAGGACUAUAGGUUUUCUAAUGCCUUUUCAAGUGUUUUCACAAGGCAUUCUGGCAUAUUUUACAUGUCCUUGAAAGGUGGGAUAGAGACCGCAAUGCUAAGGGAGGCAUAUAAGGAUGGUCAGUUGAUUGAUCGUGAUCCAUUGCUGGUGAUAAAGGAUAAGUUUGUGGAGUUGUUGGAGGAGGGGUGGUGGGAGAGAGAAGAGCAGUUGAAGUUGCAAAGAAAGGAGGCUAAGAAAGACAUGGAGAUGACGGCAAUGAGAAACCAGUGUCUGGAUGAGCAGGGAUGAGCUGAGCAGUGAUGAACUGGAAGGAACUAUUGUUGGCAUGCCAAAUAAAUUCCUCCUAACAGGUAUACAAUAUCUGAUCAAGAGUUUAAGUAGUUGGCAAUGUCAAGCUGUAUAUUUUCUGUAAAGGAGUAGUCUAUUCUUGGGAGGUUGUAUUUGAGAUGUUUCUCUUUCUUGGGAGGUUGUGUUCGACAUGUUUCUCUAUUGAAUCAACUGUUGAGCAGCAUGAGAUUUUUGUCCUAGAGAUGUUGUGUCACUGAAUUUUGAGAGGCUUGCUUAUCCCAAUUCGACCCUUUUUUAACAUUUCUUGUUAAAGAUGCUUUGGAUUUCUUGGAGGACCUUUCAGUAAUU